Molecule: messenger RNA, 2065 nt
Organism: Morus notabilis
Lineage: Eukaryota; Viridiplantae; Streptophyta; Magnoliopsida; Rosales; Moraceae
Product: senescence-associated protein AAF, chlorolplastic
Exons: 14
Coding region: 138-1499 (453 amino acids)
Biological process (GO): cellular response to oxidative stress; leaf senescence
Cellular component (GO): chloroplast
Source: RefSeq, a predicted model, not a curated record
CUCACUGUCCUUGCAAAUUCUCCAAAUUCCACUUUCCUCUCUCUCUCUCUCUCUCUCUCUUCUCUCUAGAAAGGUUAGUGUUGUCGUGAGGUUCUCGCUUGUUGGGUUCUCACCCCAUUCUUGUUGCAAUCGUUCCAAUGGCAUUUACUGCAAGCAAAGUUUCAAGCAACCCUGCAUCAACUAACAUGGGGAGUCUUCCUAAAUCACGUGGAGUUCUGAACUCUUUUUCCAAGUCAAUGCAACAAAACAAAUUCCAUUUCACGGGUCAAUCAGGUGAACUAAGGAAAGUAAGUCUUCGAUGUCUCUCGGCGACAAAUUUGUGUUUUGCCAAUGAGGUUUUGUGGCGCAAAAAUGGCAAAACUUUAAACUUGACAACUUCACGAAGACCUUCCACAUUAUGCCGGUCAAGUGGAUCUCGAAACUCAAAAACAAAAGGAGGUCUUAGAACUUGUGAUGAUUGUGCAGAUACAAGCAGUGCACAAAUUGGAGAUAAGGAAGAUGAAUAUCCAGUCAUGUCCGAGAGAAGUAUUCACUCUACCAAGGGCUUAGCUGAUGCCUGUAGAUUUGUUUACAAUGAUGCAAAGUUUGUGAACGAAAGGGCUCGCAAUGACAUUGUCUUGCUUUCACGUGGCAUAAUGAGGUUGGAUGCCCGUGCACGCCAAGAUGUAGCUUUUCUUGGGUCAGAGUUUCUCAAGCUUGAUGCUCGGGCGAGAGAGGACACUGAGAAACUUGACCGUGGUGUGAAGAAGAAAGCCGAACGGCUUCAUCAUAUUGCUACAAUCUUGAAAGACAAAGCUGGGUCUAGAUUGAAAACUGCUGCCGAUAAGCAUUGGAGUGAUGGAGCGUUAGAGGCUGAUUUGCGCCGUGCUGACUUUCGUGCCAAACAACGUGCAAUGGAAGAUGCUUUAAUGGCUUUGAAGUUUGUCAAAAACAUCCAUGACAUGAUGGUCAGUCGAAUGUACAAAUUUCCUCUGCGACUUGACAUAAUGGACCGAAUAAUGCUCGAAAAGAAUGGGAGAACUGUUGAGUACUUCCCAGGAGAAGUGUCUACCGAUCGCAUUACUGCUAUUCAGGAAGCGUACUGGAGUAUGGCAUCUGCUCUCUCUGAAGCUGAUGGAAUCGACUAUACUGAUCCCGAAGAGCUUGAGUUGUUGAUUGCAACUCUUAUAGAUCUGGAUGCAAUGGAUGGAAAAAGUAGUGUUUCACUAUUGGCAGAGUGUUCAAGUUCUCCUGAUGUCAAUACUAGGAAAGCAUUAGCUAAUGCGUUGGCUAUAGCUCCAUCCAUGUGGACUCUUGGUAAUGCAGGCAUGGGAGCAUUACAGAGACUUGCAGAAGAUAGCAACCCGGCAAUUGCGGCUGCGGCAUCCAAGGCUAUCUAUGAACUGAAGAAACAAUGGGAGAUUGAGGAAGGGGACAGCUGGAGGUUUAUGGUAAGCCAAAUCCAAAAAAUUAAGGAAGAAGGAAGUGAAGGAGAUGACAAUGAUACAGAUACAAUUUGAGAAGUGUUUUGAAGAUUCUGCUGUAAAUACCAAAGAAGCUCUAAUUAGUCAUAGGAUAAGCCCACUAAUCACAAGAAAAUAAGUAAUGCUAAUGUAUAAAUCCAGUGCUACUGCUAGCAUGUGUUUAUUCAUACGCAAAAAAAAAAAAAAAAAAAAAAAAAAAAAAGGGUGCUAGCAUUUUGCGUUUUAAGGGUACCUUCUUUUGUCAAAUCUAUUCCCAAGGCUUUCUACAAGUGCCCAAAUUUAGUUUUAUUUCUCGGGUCUUGUACACCCAAAAAACAUGGGCUUCAUAUACAACUUUGGUGUUGUUUAUUCAUAAAGGAUAAUCUUAUGCAAUAAUAGAGUUAUAGAGGUGGGAUAACUGAUAUAAGCACAUGGAGAUUUGAAACAGACCAAUUGGAAUUUGGACAUGGUAAUUGAGAUGACUAGUAAACUAUUUCACUGCACAAGAUUACCUUGGUUUACCAAAUUUUUGUGCUUAUCUGAACUCUGAAAGUGUCUUUUGAAUUUUGAAGCAUAUGCAAACGGCCAUAUAAGCUCUCUCUCUCUCUCUCUCUCUCUGAAAG